AUGGGAAAUAAGAUCUCCCUUGGGAAAUGUGUUAUUUAUUGUGGCUUUCCCGGCCAGCGAAAGAAGACGAAACAAAAGGAAGUAGAGCAGCGGAGGAAAGAAGAGGAAUUAGAGCGAUACGAAAUUUGGCUUCGGGCUGAGAAGUUUAAAGCAGAUUUCCCUGAAUAUUGCAUUAAAGCAGGCAUUGCACCAUCGUCGCUAGUUCCGAGCGCACAUCAUUCGGAGCAAACAUCGGAAGAAAGUCGACGCACUAAG
Paramuricea clavata is the source of this 255-nucleotide messenger RNA. The record is from the annotation of a GenBank genome assembly. Lineage: Eukaryota; Metazoa; Cnidaria; Anthozoa; Malacalcyonacea; Plexauridae.